This is a messenger RNA of Acyrthosiphon pisum (pea aphid), 612 nucleotides long. Its product is annotated as kelch-like protein 3. The record is from RefSeq and is a predicted model, not a curated record. The annotation marks the transcript as partial. Gene Ontology annotation, molecular function: protein binding. Lineage: Eukaryota; Metazoa; Arthropoda; Insecta; Hemiptera; Aphididae. The transcript is spliced from 4 exons.
AUGGAUGCUGUACAAAAGCAAGUUACGACACUCAAAACAAGUGAUCAAAAAACAUGUAUAAAUGGAUCUCACAUGGUUGGAGUAUUUGAAAUGCUACAAUCUUUACGCAAAGAUAAAGUGUUAUGUGAUAUCGAGUUGAAAACAGAUGAUGGUACAAUAGUAUUUGCACAUAAAAAUGUUUUAGUAUCAGCUAGUCCAUAUUUUCAUAAAAUGUUCACUACUCUUGAUGAAUGCAAUACAAAUCUUGUUAAUAUAACAGAGUUAGAUUCCACUGUUUUACAACUUAUGAUAAAUUAUAUUUAUACUGGCGAAAUCUUGGUCACCAAAAAAAAUGUAAAGAUUCUGUUAGCAGCUGCAAAUCACCUACAGUUAGGUUAUGUAAAAAGUGUAUGUGCUGAGUUUUUACAAUCACAAAUGGAUCCUUCAAAUUGUUUUGGCAUCAAAGCAUUUGCUAACUUACAUGACUGUACGGAAUUGUUAUCAAGUUCUGAAGAAUAUAUUAAAAAACAGUUUUUAGAAGUGGUUAAAUAUGAUGAGUUUUUAUCUCUAUCUUCUGUUGAAGUGAUUAAGCUCAUUUCCUGUGAUGACAUUGCUGCCCCAAUAGAAGAAAAA